GCUGCUCAUGCGUAGAUGGUCAGCGCGCGUGGAUUGAAUUUUGCUACGAAAGGCGGUGUCUAGUAUUGAGUAUACGGAAGAAAACAGUGAGAAGGAAGGUAACUGGAUAGUGAAAGACAAUGAAGAAAUAAAUUCUGAGUCUAACAGUGGGUGAAUCCAUGGCAUGGAGGGACAGUCGGCAAAACGUAACCAGAAAGGUGGACAAGAACAGCCCAAAAUUCAGCAUCUCAGAGAGGCCCUGCAAUACUUCAAGAGUGUUGAAAGUAAGGUUCCCCUGAAAGGGAACUCCACGCUGCUCCAACAUUCCUCUGCAGUAGAGAGCUUUGGACUUCAACAUGGGAUUCCAGCUGAUGGCAUUGAAAUCCUGCUUAAUGUGGCACUUAGUGGCAAUCUUGCGGAUGCGGUGAGCACACGACUCCUGAAAUGCAUUGUUCCUGCCUCUGAAGUCCCUCAACAUAGCAUUAUUAAUGCAGUCUCUCUGUUCUGUGUGGGAAAAUGUUCAUCCAACACACAGAUCCUGUUCCUGCGAUGGUUGAUCACAGUGUUUGAUUUUAUUCCACAUAAAGACUUUAUGUCCUCCCUCUACAAUUUCUUCUUCUGUUUCCUUCAGGAUGACAAGCUGUGUCCUUAUCUUUGCCAUUUGCUGUACCUGCUGACCAAGAAGGAACAUGUAAGACCUUUUAGAGUCCGAAAACUACUUGAGUUGCAGAGCAAAAAGGGAUUGCAGCCAUAUCUUCUUGGCCUACUUUCCAUAUAUAAAAUAUUCUGUCCAGAACUUGUCUCACUUUCUCUGCCUAGGAGACAUAAGACCUAUUUUAAGGAGUCUCAUGUACUAUGGAGAUCUGAGCUGAGGGCAAUUAGCAAGAGGAAUGCUGGAGACCCUAUGGGUGAUCACAUGCUGAUUCUGGGAAACAAUGGAUAUUCUCAAAACCCGAGCCGGAAGAGGAAAUGGAACAGCAACCUCUCACUGGCUGUGUGUAGCCAUGUUGGGGACCAUUCAGGAGGCAAAGGCCCAGUCACCAUUGAAUACCUGAUGUCUGAAAAUGAGACCUUUCCAGUAGAAAAAUUACAAACAUUUUCUCAACUAUUAGAGAACAUCCACAGAAUCGAGCUCCCAGCUCAGAUGGGCUGUGUGUUAAAAAGCCCACUUUUGCUGCAUUACAUCAAUUGCAUCAAAGAUGACACACCCUUUGUAAGGCUGAAUUACUGGCUGGCAUCCACACUACAUGAGGAAUGUGCCUGGUAUACAGGAAACAAACGGAAUAAGGAAGAAGUGGAAAACUUCCUGGAAACAGUUGUGAACACUCAGCAGUUUCUACAGGAAGGCCUGUCUAGCUGUGAGGAGUUUCUCUACAGAUGCUUACCUCACUGGAAUGGGUGCCACCGCUCCCAAAUACUGCAGCUUAUCAGCUGGAUUCCUCUCAGCUCUUCAUCCGAGUUGGAUUCGCUGCUGUAUGAGCCUCUAGCACAGCUCUUUGUCUCAACAUCUGUGUAUUUCAAGUGCAGUGUGAUCGAGAGUCUUAAAGAGCUUUUGAAAAACUGGUUGAUUUGGCACUCAGUCUGUGCAGAACAAAUAAAUACUCAAGGCAUGGACAUGAAUGACACAAUGUCUGGGCUACUGACUUCUGUGGAUAAUCUAGUCCAGUUCACAGGUCGCCUUUCAACGUUGGGGCUACAGAUUCACAACAGCUCUUUGCUUCUUCACUUCAUCCUCGAUUUCUAUGAAACUGUCUGUGAUAUGUAUGUGCAUUUUUCCCUGCCUUUGAUCAUCCUGCCCCCUCCAGGUGUAUUCUAUCCUGCCCUUCUCAGCAUGGAUUGCGUGAAUCUUAACCAGCUCUGCUACAUUAUGUACAGGUAUAGGACCAACUUGGUGACUGCCAAAUCGAAUGAGAGACAAAAAAAGGGUGGAAUGAACUUAAACAUAAAUAGCCAAACUUUCCAGGAGUACAACCAGUAUCUGACAUCCAUGGUUGGAUGCCUUUGGACUUCGCAGGCAUUUCAUCAGGACAGCCAUCCUCAGGGCAUACAGCUGGAGGAGCAUAUCUUGGAAAGUUCUGGAGUUCCGUUGUACAAGAAAUCAUUUAACAUAGUCUUCCAUCCUGCACUUAUGAGCUAUGCUGCCCUCUUCCUUAGACAGAGAUUUCCUGAAGACAAGAUGUUCCAGCUCACUCUUAUUAAGGGCCGCCAUUGGAAUACAUAUUUGGAAUUCCUCUACAGCCAAGGACUGGAUGGCCUUAAACUUUUCAUUGAGAGCAGUGUUAACCGCUUGUCCACAAACUCUCAGCAGGUUCCUCAUGACCUCAUCCCAUCCCAGAGAUGAGCAGUCUACCAUUCAACAUUUAAGGACUUAUUAAAUGUUUUUUAAGUCAGGCUUGCACACCCUCCAUUUGCUGACCUGUUUGCUAAGAUCUAGGAGAACUGAGAAGACAACACUGCGUGAUUGCACCUGUGGGCUGACGGUCUGUUAUAAAUAAGAACAAAAUAUUUUUGGGUACUGUAGGUAUAAAAUUUUGUUUCAGUGUUACUAAUAAACUCUAACCAGUGAUGCCCAAAUGCAUUUUAAUAGAGCAAUUUGCAAAUGUUUGGUUGUGCAUGGUUUUUAAUAGUAACGGGUACCCACGGUGAUGAAGAUUUCAUUUUUGGCAAUAAACUCUGUUGAAUAGAU
Messenger RNA from Bombina bombina (fire-bellied toad), 2665 nucleotides. It is a transcript of the gene CENPI, whose product is annotated as centromere protein I. Bases 164 to 2320 code for a protein of 718 amino acids. The record is from RefSeq and is a predicted model, not a curated record. The transcript has 21 exons. Gene Ontology annotation, cellular component: kinetochore. Lineage: Eukaryota; Metazoa; Chordata; Amphibia; Anura; Bombinatoridae.